Messenger RNA from Belonocnema kinseyi, 712 nucleotides. RefSeq lists its product as uncharacterized. The transcript has 6 exons. The record is from RefSeq and is a predicted model, not a curated record. Lineage: Eukaryota; Metazoa; Arthropoda; Insecta; Hymenoptera; Cynipidae. The coding region runs from base 57 to 608 and encodes 183 amino acids.
UACAGCUGUUUUGUGGUGAAAGUGAAGUGCAAGAAGUUUAAUGGUAUUUUAAAAAAAUGCCAUUUUCCGUGAUAGAAUUAAAGGAUGGUGUAGUUCUUGUUCCUACAAAGCGGAUAAGAAAUAUCGAACGGGAAAAAAUGAUUUGUUAUUGGCCUCCUUAUAAAAGUCAGUCUGAAAUAAAUGAUGCAGUAUCAAAACUAGGGGACCCCUUGCCUUCUUGGACUCGGCAUGAUGUGCUGAAACAUUUAAAAAAAACAAGCACGGUGCCAAAGAAGCAAAGAAGUUUAGAAAACGGUCUCUCGAGUCUUGCGUAUCAGGACAGAAACUCUGGUCUCACUUAUGAAGAAUUAUCUUUUAGAAAGAUGAAUGAAAUUAUAGUACACCUCAGAGACUUGAAAUUGCAGUCACAAAAUAACUCUGCGAUAGUGUUCGGGUAUCGCAUCAAAAUGCUACGGACCAUGAGAUCAGAACUUUGGGAUCAAGGUGGUUUUCCCAAGCCAACAACAGAUUGGUCAGGGAGAAAGAUAAGAAGAGAGCAGAUCAACAGGACGAUGAAAUGGAGGACGAGCUUACUCUGGAAGCAAAUGAAAAUGAGGGUGAAUAUCUAGAUGCCGAUGAUGAAGAAGGCGAUCUUGAUGAAGAAUAAUUUAAAUUAUGAAACUAAAUAUAUUAUUAUGUUUCCAUUGGCGUUUGUAUUAAUAACUGAUUUAUU